Molecule: messenger RNA, 1577 nt
Organism: Pezoporus occidentalis (night parrot)
Lineage: Eukaryota; Metazoa; Chordata; Aves; Psittaciformes; Psittacidae
Product: chromodomain-helicase-DNA-binding protein 3-like
Exons: 9
Biological process (GO): negative regulation of transcription by RNA polymerase II; chromatin remodeling
Cellular component (GO): nucleus; chromatin
Molecular function (GO): histone binding; ATP binding; ATP-dependent chromatin remodeler activity
Source: RefSeq, a predicted model, not a curated record
GAGAAGGAGGGUGUGCAGUGGGAGGCGAAGGAGGAGGAGGAGGAGGAGGAGGAGGAGGAGGAGGAAGGCGAGAAGGAGGAGGAGGACGACCACAUGGAGUACUGCCGCGUGUGCAAGGACGGCGGGGAGCUGCUCUGCUGCGACGCCUGCGUCUCCUCCUACCACAUCCACUGCCUGAACCCCCCCCUGCCUGAGGUGCCCAACGGAGAGUGGCUCUGCCCCCGGUGCACGUGCCCAGUGCUGAAGGGCCGUGUCCAGAAGAUCCUGUACUGGCGAUGGGGGGAGCCGCCCCCCCCCGUGGCCCCCCCCGGAGCUCCCCCCCCCGAGGGGCCCCCCCAAGCGCUCCAGGGCCGCUCCGAGCGGGAAUUCUUCGUCAAGUGGGUCGGGCUCUCCUAUUGGCACUGCUCCUGGAUCAAGGAGCUGCAGCUGGAGAUCUUCCACCUGGUGAUGUACCGCAACUACCAGCGCAAGAACGACAUGGACGAGCCCCCCCCCCUGGACUACGGCUCCGGGGACGACGACCCCAAAAGCGAGAAGAGGGGGGGAGGGGGGGGCGGCGGGGGGGGGGACCCCCUCUUUGGGGGCAUGGAGGAGCGCUUCUACCGCUACGGCAUCAAGCCCGAGUGGAUGACGGUGCACCGCAUCAUCAACCACAGCGUGGACCGCAAGGGGCAGUACCAUUACCUGGUCAAGUGGCGGGACCUGUCCUACGACCAGGCCACGUGGGAGGAGGACGAGAUGCCCAUCCCUGACUACGACCUCCACAAGCUGGCCUAUUGGAAGCACCGGGAGGUGUUCAUGGGGGAGGACCCAGCCCAGCCCCGGCGCUACAAGAAGAAGAAGAAGGAGACGCCGGGAGAGGGACCCCCUGACUCGCCCACCAAUGACCCCACAGUGAAGUACGAGUCGCAGCCCCGGUUCAUCACGGCCACGGGGGGGACCCUGCACCUCUACCAGCUCGAAGGCCUCAACUGGCUCCGCUUCUCCUGGGCCCAGAGCACCGACACUAUCCUGGCCGAUGAGAUGGGGCUGGGCAAGACCAUCCAGACCAUUGUCUUCCUCUACUCGCUCUACAAGGAGGGCCACACCAAGGGCCCGUUCCUCGUCAGCGCCCCGCUCUCCACCAUCAUCAACUGGGAGCGGGAGUUCCAGAUGUGGGCGCCCGCCUUCUACGUGGUCACCUACACCGGGGACAAGGACAGCCGGGCCAUCAUCCGCGAGAACGAGUUCUCCUUCGACGACAACGCCAUGAAGGGGGGCAAGAAGGCCUUCAAGAUGAAGCGGGAGGCGCAGGUGAAGUUCCACGUGCUGCUCACCUCCUACGAGCUCAUCACCAUCGACCAGGCGGCGCUGGGCUCCAUCCGCUGGGCCUGCCUCGUCGUGGACGAGGCCCAUCGGCUCAAGAACAACCAGUCCAAGUUCUUCCGGGUGCUGAACGGGUACAAGAUCGAGCACAAGCUGCUGCUGACGGGGACCCCGCUGCAGAACAACCUGGAGGAGCUCUUCCACCUCCUCAACUUCCUCACGCCCGAGCGCUUCAAGUAUGGGUGCCCAUGGGUGCCUAUGGGUGCCUGUGG